AUGACUCUCUGCAUGUAUUCCAUGGGGAGCAUGGAUUUCGAAGCGUAUAGAUUGAUCUAAUACACGACAAGUGAUGGCUAGACCCUAGGUUCCCUCUCAAACUCACUUAACUUCGCAGCAGCUCACUUCUCAGGCGAUGUAUUUAGAAAGGUAGCAGUAAUUAGAUUUGAUGAGUUGUACCCCGAGGUAGUGACCCAGGUCUUGCAGAAAAACGCUCUAGGUCUAUUGAUGAUUCUGCCAGCUGACGCUAGACAAUAGAGUGCUAUUUCCCCCAAGAUUCUUAAGCUGUGGGAAGAUAUUCAGUUUAAGCUAGCAACUGAGUCAAUUGCAGUUCCAGUGUACUUCGCUUAUGAGACCGAUCAAUUGUUUGAUUUACACGCUUAACUCAAGAGGGAGGCUUUAAGCGGAUAGACUAGUGGUCCUCAGAGAGGCUUCAGCAGAAUGUUCAAUAGUCAAGCUGAAUACAUGAUGAUCUUGAACAAUGCAGAGCCAAAGCAACUCCAGCAAAUCAACCUCGAUGUGUUCUAUGGAUAAGUUAACUUCAGAGAGUCUUAAGAUUAAAGCAAUUAAAAUCCCCUUAUUGCUAUUUCAACUACUUAUGAUGCACUAGCUAUUUCCCCAGAGCUCUCAUACUCAAUUGAAUCAUCAGGCAGUGCUUUGAUCGCAGAACUCCAAGUUAGCAAGAUUUUCAGUCAGUUACUCUCUGAACUCCAACAAGUAAACAACUUUAAGUUUGACUUGCUAUUUAUCCUUUCCCCAACUGGCUCUUUGAAUCAUGAGGGAACAGGUAAAUUCCUAGAUCACAUCCCAUCAAACAUCCGUGAGAGAAUAAAGUUUGCCGUCUGUCUUGACCAAUUCGUUAAUUCUCAAGCUCCCAAUGAUCUCUUCAUCCUUCAAGGCCAACUUAGUGAUACCGACAGCACUUCAAACAAAUUCGUUGAAGAAUUCAAGAGAGCAGCUGCCUAGAAGAACGUUUACGUUUAAACUAAAGACAUUGCCCAUUCUUACAGCAGCAACAGAAGAUUUGUGCAAUACGAGCAUCAAAUAUUCAACGAGAAGGGCAUUCCAGCAGUGACUAUUUCAGCUAAGGGAGAGAGAAACUUCCACAGAUACCAGAAGUACUCUGUUUUCGAUUCCGCUCUAAACAACGAUGACUUGAGAAGAAACAUUCUUAUCUUCAGUGAGGCUCUCGUUCACUUAGUCUACGCCUUCCACGACUCCUCAAUCAACUAUUUCCUCGACAACAAGAGCUUAGUGCAAGAUUCCUACAUCGACCAAAUCAAGUCAUUCCUGUUGAAGAACUCACGUGCCCCACAUAUGAUUCAAAGAGACUCAGUUCUAAGCAAGGAGUUCCAAAGACUGCUAAACUAGAAUGUGAACUCAGUUAAGAGAAUGGGUGUGCUCGUGAAGGACACUCAAUUCUACGAGGAGAAGCUUGGAAACAAAGUACAGUUUUACUUGGUCACCAGCAAGCUUUAAGAACUUUACAUUUUCCUUGGAGUACUCGCUUAUCUUCUAGCCCUAUACUUCGGCCUGCAAAAGAUCUAAAAAUCAAAUAAGGAUACUACUCCAGUCAAAGUAGAGAAGAAAGAAUGCAAAGGUAUCUGGAAAGACGGAGAAUAAAAAUGCAAGAGGACUCUAAAGAAGAAAUCGGAGUUAUUGAAGACCUAUGGAAUAUAUACCCUGACAGCUGCUUAUGGAGUUCUGUUAAUCUAUAUUGCCUACAGAAAGAUGUACCCCAAGGAAUACCAGAGUGAAGAGGAAUAAGAAAAGGAUGAAAGAAAGUUUCAGUUGACUGAUUUAUUCUACAGAAUAGGAGGCUAUAUCAAUGUGUUUGCAAACAAGAGAACUAAUUAAAAGCAGAGUGAUUUUUAUCUCCCUGCUAAGCAAGAAGAAUUGCAAUAAAUUUAGACAAAUAAUAUAAGUAAUGCUUCAGAGUUAAAAGAUAACACUAAAUGA
Molecule: messenger RNA, 1959 nt
Organism: Stylonychia lemnae
Lineage: Eukaryota; Ciliophora; Spirotrichea; Sporadotrichida; Oxytrichidae
Source: the annotation of a GenBank genome assembly